Molecule: messenger RNA, 654 nt
Organism: Monoraphidium neglectum
Lineage: Eukaryota; Viridiplantae; Chlorophyta; Chlorophyceae; Sphaeropleales; Selenastraceae
Product: Cyclin-B1-4
Exons: 5
Coding region: 1-654 (217 amino acids)
Biological process (GO): regulation of cyclin-dependent protein serine/threonine kinase activity; mitotic cell cycle phase transition
Cellular component (GO): nucleus; centrosome; cyclin-dependent protein kinase holoenzyme complex
Molecular function (GO): cyclin-dependent protein serine/threonine kinase regulator activity
Source: RefSeq, a predicted model, not a curated record
AUGCCAGAGACGCUGUUUCUGGCUGUCUCGCUGAUCGACCGCUACCUCGCGGUGGCCCAGGUGGCGCGCAAGAACCUGCAGCUGGUCGGCGUGACAGCCAUGCUCCUGGCUGCCAAGUACGAGGAGAUCUGGGCGCCAGAGGUGCGCGACUUUGUGUACAUCAGCGACAAGGCCUACGACCGCAAGCAGAUCCUGGCCAUGGAGCGCAGCAUGCUGGCCGCCCUGGAUUACCAGCUCACCAUGCCCACCAGCUACCAAUACCUGGCGCGGCUGCUCAAGGCGGCCGGCGUGCACUACGAGAAGCCCCUGGCGCUGUUCGUGGCCUACUGCGCGGAGCUCUGCCUCGUGGACUACUCCUGCCUGCGCUUCAGCAGCACAGAGGUCGCGGCAGCCAUCAUGUACGUCGCAAUGCGCGCCUUCGGCAAGGCCGACCCCUACCCUCAAGCCCUGGCGCGCCACGCGCGCGUCCCCCGCGACGGCGCCCUGGAGGCUGCCCAGCACGUCGUGCGGCUCCUGCUGGCGGCGGGCUGCGGCAGCCUGCAGGCAGUGCGCAAAAAGUACUCGACAGCCAAGUUUUGCGAGGCCUCGGCAGUGGCGGCGCCGGCAGACAUCCUGGAUGAGGUUGCUGGGGCCGCCGGGCAGGGCGGGGCCUGA